This is a messenger RNA of Olea europaea var. sylvestris, 1384 nucleotides long. RefSeq names its product ABC transporter I family member 11, chloroplastic. Gene Ontology annotation, molecular function: ATPase-coupled transmembrane transporter activity; ATP binding; ATP hydrolysis activity. Gene Ontology annotation, biological process: transmembrane transport. The transcript has 11 exons. NCBI's taxonomy places the organism in Eukaryota, Viridiplantae, Streptophyta, Magnoliopsida, Lamiales, Oleaceae. The coding region runs from base 90 to 908 and encodes 272 amino acids. Gene Ontology annotation, cellular component: chloroplast envelope; membrane. The record is from RefSeq and is a predicted model, not a curated record.
AAACAUGGUCUUGUACCACGUGCCGGGUUCCUAUCCAGGGGCUCUUCGGCGGUAGCAUCAUCCCAAACCGCGCAGAAGAGAAUCAGAGGAUGGCGGGUGUUGUGCUUCCUUAUUUGCCUGUAACCAAACCCUCAACCGUCUUCAAAACUCCAACAUAUCCGAGUCGCAGUUCAAAUUUAAGAAUAUUUCGACAGAGCAAAAUUUCCUGCGAUUAUUCAUGCUUUGAAAUAAAAGACGUUAGCUAUCAAUCACCAGGGACCAAGGUCAAUCUUUUGAAUAGAAUAAAUUUCUCCCUUCCUGAAAAAAGCUUUGGAUUGAUUUUUGGACGGAGUGGAAGUGGGAAAACUACUCUUUUGCAGUUGAUUGCAGGGUUAAGUAAGCCAACAUCAGGCUCCAUCCAUGUUCAAAGAUAUAAUGAUGAUGGUCACCCAACUCAAUCCCCUGAAUUGUUAUUGCCUGGAAGAGUAGGUAUCGUUUUUCAGUUUCCUGAAAGGUACUUUGUUGCUGACAAUGUUCUUGAUGAAAUCAUAUUCGGGUGGCCAAGACAAAGAGGUGGUGUGCAAUUGAGAGAGCUUCUUGCUUCAAGACUCCAAAGAGCUAUGACUUCGGUUGGUCUGAAUGGAAUCUCUUUGGACAAAGAUCCACAAUCUCUAAGUGGUGGCUACAAACGUCGACUUGCCCUAGCAAUUCAAUUAGUGCAAACUCCAGACCUUUUAAUUUUGGACGAGCCUCUUGCUGGUCUUGAUUGGAAGGCCCGUGCGGAUGUUGUUAAGUUGUUGAAGAAUCUGAAGAAAGAGCUGACUUUGCUUGUUGUCAGUCAUGACCUUAGAGAGUUGGCCUCUCUUGUCGAUCAAUCCUGGAGGAUGGAGAUGGGCGGAAUAUUGAAAAGUGAACUCCUACCAAUCUGAUUUCCAGCAAGUUCUUUUCUCUACCUGAUCAAUUUAUGAUGCUAAGAGCGAGAAAUAGACAUUCUAUUUAAAGAGCAAUGUGCAAACAUAGCAUUGCAAUCCAUCACUCUGUUUCUUCACUGGAAAGCUCGCGGAGAUUGGAGAAGAUUGGGGAGGCUCUUAUUUUAUUUUCUCAAUCUUGAAUUCACACCUCACUCAUAAAUAAAGCUGCAUAUAUGUAAUACAUUAACAAAUAGCUAUAUUGACACUGAAAUGGACGAGGACUUGUUUACCUUGCUUCAAUUUUUUCUACCUCUACAGCUCCAAGACUAAGUCUUAAGGUGAAAACAAAAGGAAGAGUGAGAUAAUGUACUUAAUUAGGAUAUGGUCGAUCUACCACUGGUGACUGAAGUGACUUCCUGUUUUAUAUAAUUAGAUGCUAGGACUUGAUGAUGUUAUGUUUGAAUACGUGGGAUGAUACAUCCUUUCCAAGUGCA